AUGUCCAAGCCAAACAUUCUCUUCGUCCUCACCUCGCACAACAAGCUCGGCGACACCGGCAAGCCCACCGGCUGGUACCUCCCCGAGCUCGCCCACCCCUACCAUGUCCUCCACAGCAAAGCCAACAUCACGGUAGCAUCGCCCAAGGGCGGUGAAUCACCUCUCGACCCCGCAUCCGUCGAAGCCGCGAAAGAUGAUGUAUCCGUCAACUUCCUCAAGAACAACGAGCAGGUCUGGAAGACAACCCAGAAGCUGAGCGACUUCAAGGGCAAAGCGAAGGACUUCGACGCCAUCUUCUACGUUGGCGGUCACGGACCCAUGUUCGAUCUCGUCGACGACGCGACCUCGCAACAACUCAUCAGGGAAUUCUGGGAGGCAGACAAGAUCGUUUCGGCUGUUUGCCAUGCGCCUGCUGUCUUCUACGAUGCUAAGCUGAGCGACGGCAGUCUACUUGUCGCUGGCAAGGAGGUUACCGCAUUCACAAACGCUGAGGAGGAACAAGUUGGCCUCUCCAAGGUCGUACCCUUCCUGCCCGAGGAUGCGCUGAACAAGGCGAGUGGAGGCAAGUUCGUCAAGGCAGCUGAGCCUUGGGGCGAGAAGGUUGCCAUCUCUGGUCGCUUGAUCACUGGGCAGAACCCUACCAGUGCCACAGCAGUCGGAGAGGCUAUCGCAAAGGCAUUGGGCAUCUAA
This is a messenger RNA of Alternaria incomplexa, 690 nucleotides long. RefSeq lists its product as uncharacterized. The coding region runs from base 1 to 690 and encodes 229 amino acids. NCBI's taxonomy places the organism in Eukaryota, Fungi, Ascomycota, Dothideomycetes, Pleosporales, Pleosporaceae. Gene Ontology annotation, molecular function: glyoxalase III activity. The record is from RefSeq and is a predicted model, not a curated record. The transcript has a single exon.